AUGGCCAUGCCGGCCAUGCUCCCCAUGGACAUGCUCCCCCUCUCUCCUCUCAUCUCCAACCCUGGCCACCUUGCCAAACGCCUCCACCUCACCCUACUGGACUUACCUAGCCUGGCCCUUGUCGAAGAAGAAGGUGCUUUCCACAACCAGCGCGUGGUUGACCCGCCGCUCCCCGUCGCCGACGCCAUAGCCGCCGCGUGUCGUCGCCGCGCGUCGCCCGCCGCUCCACCUCUCCCCGCGCCGGCAACGAUCGAGGUGAGCACCCCGGCCCCUCCUCUCCCACCCUCGCCUCGCCUCCCUAGCGUCGGUUCCCUGGCCGCCGCGCGCUCGCCGGGAGGAGCCCGCGCGCGCGUCGACCGCCGCGCCGCGGUCGCCGCCGGCCUCCCCUCACGCACGCCCGCAGGGUGUUCGGGGAAAUGCGCGCGCGUCGACUGCCGCGUCACGGGCGCCACCUCUCUCGCCGUCGCGCUCCUCUCCCGUCCUCCUCCUCCCUGCCUCACCUCCCCGUGCCGCCAGGAGCCCCCACGGGUGCGGCCUCCACCUCUCUGCACGAACGGCGCGCCACCACAGCUCGCCCCGCCUCCUCCGCUCCUCCUUGCCGUGGCCGUGCGCCCCCUGCUCCUCGACGUCGACAACCGCUCGUCGCGAAGUCCGCCGCGCGGCCGCGUUAGCCUGCUCGAGCGCUUCUCUGCCUCGCUCGCCGUCGCCCUUGCGCGUCCGCAGGAGCCCGCGCGAGUGCCGCCUCGAUCUCCUCCUUCCAGUCUCCCUCGACAUCGUCGCCGCCGCCUCGGCCCCUGCAGGAGCGCGUCUCCAGGAGCAUCUGCAAUGCCCAGGGUCCUGGCCCCCAUCGCCGUCGACCGCCAACGCCUCCACGUGCCUUGCUUUGCCCCGACGGCCUCCUCUGAUCUUCGCCGCCUCAAGUUCGCCAGCCUAGAGGCAGGCACCCCACCUAGUUCCGCCACUAAAUUACACUUCUAG
Messenger RNA from Lolium perenne, 978 nucleotides. Lineage: Eukaryota; Viridiplantae; Streptophyta; Magnoliopsida; Poales; Poaceae. The record is from RefSeq and is a predicted model, not a curated record.